GCGAGGCUGUGCAGGAUGUGGGGACCAGCCAUGUGGACUCUGAGCCGCCAUCACCUGUGUCUGACUUUCCUGCUGGUUUGUGUGCUGGCGGGAACCUCCUUCCUCCACCUCUACCAGGGCCUCUUCCAGGGCGGCCUGGACCUGUCUUUCCUGUGUGCAGACCGACACCUGGUGGCGGCCCCCGUUGCCAUCUUCUGCCCAUCGGGCGCUGGGACGGCCCUCAACACCUCCUCUUCCUGUGCCCAGCUCCCCGCGCCCCCCUCGGGAGCCUGGACCAUCUCCCCGGAGGGCCGGCUUGGUAACCAGAUGGGGCAGUACGCCACUCUGCUGGCCCUGGCCCGGCUCAACCGCCGCCAGGCCUUCAUCCUGCCCGCCAUGCACGCGGCCCUGGCCCCCGUGUUCCGCAUCACCCUGCCCGUGCUGGCGCCCGAGGUGGACCGCCGCACGCCCUGGCAGAGCCUGGAGCUGCACGACUGGAUGUCGGAGGAGUACGCCCGCUUGCAGCAGCCUUUGCUGAAGCUGUCGGGCUUCCCCUGCUCCUGGACUUUCUUCCACCAUCUCCGGGAGCAGAUCCGCCGGGAGUUCACCCUGCACGACCACCUCCGGGAAGGGGACUACCUGGAGACCAUGCCCCAGCGCUGGAAGGGGGUGGUGGGCGACCGCGCCUACCUGCGGGAGGCCAUGGACUGGUUCCGGGCCCGGCACGAAGCCCCCAUCUUUGUGGUCACCAGCAAUGGCAUGGCCUGGUGCCGGGAGAACGUGGACACGUCCCGGGGGGACGUGGUCUUUGCCGGCGACGGACAGGAGGCCUCGCCGGGGAAGGACUUCGCGCUGCUCACGCAGUGCAACCACACCGUCAUGACCAUCGGCACCUUCGGCUUCUGGGCCGCCUACCUGGCUGGCGGAGACACCGUCUACCUGGCCAACUUCACCCUGCCCGACUCCGACUUCCUGAAGAUCUUCAAGCCCGAGGCCGCCUUCCUGCCUGAGUGGGUGGGCAUUAAUGCAGACUUGUCUCCGCUCCAGAAACCUAGGUCUCCGGGGGCCUAGCAGCUUCUGGGGGAGCUUGUGGCGGUCCUGCAGCAGGCGGGCACCGUUUUGAGAGUGAUUCUAGUCGGCUAGACCUUCAGAGAAAGAGAGGCUUCCGGCCACUGCCUGAACAUUCUAGAAGCAGCAGGAAAUAUUGUCUUGACUGGCGAGGUCUGGGCCGCCUGUGGUGCCCAGCCCUUACCCACAAUGUGGAUGGCUGUCCCCCAGGGGCCGGGCACUACCCUCUCUAGUGCUAACUUCUCAGGUCUUUUCUAGAAGAGAUGUUUUUCUUCUCCUGGGCCCUCAGGUCUGAAGGAACUCAUGGGUGUUCUAGAGCAAGCGCUGGCCAACGCCCCCUGUGUCUCUGGAGUGGUUCUAGACGGGUCAUUUGCUCUAGAGGGGGGCACGCUCUAAUGCCCGUGAAGAACCCUGCAGAGGGAUGGGGGGGGGGGCGUCCUGGAAUUCUGGGUCACUUUGGUGAAGAGUUGAAUAAAGGUACAAUCAGAAGCUCAACACCUCACCGCUGCCCAGAAGAUGGAUGGGAGACAGAUUACGUGUAGCUGGGGCAGUCUGUGAGAAGAGUGAAACUCUAGUUCACUCUCAGCCCCUGGGGAAAACCACUCCCCCUCCCCCCAGCAGAUAGGCUAAAAGGUGGGAGGUGGAGGAAGGGGGUGGCUGCUGAAAUGCUGGAACUUCCGGAUGCAAGACUUUCCAGAAAUGUAAUGAGACUUCUUUUUUUUUUAAGCUCAGAAACUGACAUGUUGCCUCCCAGUAUGGGAUGCCUCUCCCAGUUAAGGGUGGUCCUUCCUCCGCCGCAGCUGGGCGGCUGGGGGAGAUGGGAUGGAUUUGGAGUCGACUGAGAUAUAUGUGCCCUCUGGGCUGGCAGAAAGCCGAUGGAUUUGGCCCCCUUGCCAACCACUGUCUGUCUGCCCCUAAAUUCACUGACUCUGGCCUUGGGCAAGUGAGGGAUGGAAAGAUCCAAGGGUAUGCAGACCCUGCACUAGUCUCAUACCCAAGCAGGAGUGCCCUUGGCUAGGAUCUAGCCAAGGAGGACCGGAUUCUUGACUCAGAUUUCAGGAGCCCCUUAGUGCUUGGGUCCUUUUUGCUUUUUUUUUUUUUUUUUUUAAAUAUAUCUUUAUUGAUUUCAGAGA
This is a messenger RNA of Myotis brandtii (Brandt's bat), 2180 nucleotides long. RefSeq names its product fucosyltransferase 1 (galactoside 2-alpha-L-fucosyltransferase, H blood group) (gene FUT1). Gene Ontology annotation, biological process: carbohydrate metabolic process. Gene Ontology annotation, cellular component: membrane. NCBI's taxonomy places the organism in Eukaryota, Metazoa, Chordata, Mammalia, Chiroptera, Vespertilionidae. Gene Ontology annotation, molecular function: galactoside 2-alpha-L-fucosyltransferase activity. The record is from RefSeq and is a predicted model, not a curated record.